Messenger RNA from Caenorhabditis sp. 36 PRJEB53466, 1571 nucleotides. The record is from the annotation of a GenBank genome assembly. Lineage: Eukaryota; Metazoa; Nematoda; Chromadorea; Rhabditida; Rhabditidae.
AUGUCUUCUGUUAAUGUCCCACACUGCACUCCGUUCCAAGGAGAGGAAUGGGCUGCCUAUGGACAGACUGUGGAGCAGCAAAUUGCCGGGGAAGGACGACGACUCCAGCCGACGCUCCAGUACAGCCUGGAGAAGCUGGACAUGGUCCAAAAGUAUAAGGUGCAGUUGAAAGUGGAUCAGGUCGGCGAGUACAAGUAAGUUCAUUUUGAAUUCAAUGAAAGAGUCUGUAACUACUAAAUUACAGGUACAAAUUCAACGAGAUGGUCAAGGAUUGGGUGGAGCACUGCCGCCUGGAGCAGUCUGAUCUGCAGGCCGCGCAGAUCGUCGAGCAUCCGGACGGCUGGAAGACGGGAAUGGAGUGGCUGGGGGAGACUUGCGACUUCUCCGCGCUCUUCAUCACAAACAAGCCCAACUGCACCAAGAAGUUGCACGUUUUUGUGAACGCGCUCCGUAAGUACGUUGUGUCCGUUGUGAUCAUUUCUGAAAAUGGGACGUCGUAUACGUUCCAGUUUGAGAGUCAAACAUUCGUGGUCGUCUCUAAUUAUGUAAGUGUUUGAGUUUCCCUUCCAUCAAAUCAUUCAUUCCAUUUCCAGAGCCAGCAAUACAAGGCGAAGAAGGCACAGUUGAAAGCGGCUAAGAGAGAGGAGAACCCGAGCAGAGCACAGAAGAGACCGUCGGAGAGGACUGCGGAGCCGAAGAGAAAGCAAAGGAAGGUAUGUGCUGAUGAAAGUGAGCAGGUUCAGGUGCAACAAGAGCAGCAGGCUCCGUCGGAGGUGAGUUCUAAUGCUCCGUUUCAGAUGAACCCAUUCGAACCGAAUGAUCCGGAAGAAAGCAACGUUGAAUGGGUGCAGAUUGAGGAGGAUGAGGUCGUGCCGGAGGAUCAGGAAGAAGACAACGUUGAAUGGGUGCAGGUGGACGAGGAUGGAGUGGUGCCCGAGGAUCAGGAAGGAGAUAACGUUAUCUGGGUGCAGGUGGACGAGGAUGGAGUGGUGCCCGAGGAUCAGGUGUUCUAUGACUACCUCCCAGUGGAGCAGCAGGAGGUGGGUGAUAAUGUUCCGUUGCAGCAGUACCCAUCCGAGAACAAUGAUUCUCAUGGGCAACAAGUGCUCAUUCAAGAGCAGAUCGAAGAUGAGCAAAUUUUUAGAGACUUCUUCUACAUCCCAGACCAACAGCAAUGGAACAACCAAGUGGAGAACGUGGUCCCACACCAGGUAAGCACUAAUGUCCCAUUGCAGAACUAUGAAUCCACGCGCAACGUUGCUCAUAACCAGCAAGGAGCACAUGUUCAAGGACAGCAUGUGCCCAGGUAUGAGCAAGUUCGCAAUGCCGAGCAGUAUCCGCUUCAGCCGCCGCCGCAUCAAUCGAUCACUCAUCCUCAAGGAGCGAAUGUGAUGCCGUCCCAGGUGAGUGCAAAUGCACCAUUUCAGAACAACUGGCACGUGGAGCAACAUUACCAACAACAUAAUAAUGGCCACCAAGGACAGAGCGGAAACGUCGAGAAUCAGCAGAUGCCGACUUCUCCAGGGACGAAUGGCCAACGGAAUCCGGCACCGAGGCAUCCACAUUAUUAA